GACAACAGAAUUAUUACUUUUCAUAACAUAUCGUUUCUGAUCACCUAAUUUUCAGUUGGUUUCUAUUUGGUUUCUAUUUUCUAUUUGGUUGCACCAAUUGAAAUUUUUUUUGCGUGUACUCCCGCGUUAUUUGAAGUAUAAAAUCUAAUUAUCCGUUAUCGACUGAACGUGACGCGCGCGCCUGUCACGUCUGUCGCGUGCUUCAGCGAGAAACGUCGAAGCAACGAAACGCGGUCCGCGCGGACGGCGAUUUUACCUCGCGCGAGGUGACAUAAUUAAUAAAUGCAUAAGUAAGUCGUGAUUAAGGAGAGCACGCUCGUGUCGCUUGGAGUCGUUCCGAGCGGCACUGACGUCAUUAUCGGGGCCGAGGCGGUAUUUUGAUUUCCCAUUGUGUCAUACACGUAGAGAGCGCCGAGUUAUAACAAACGCGUGAAUGUACGCCGCGGUGUUGAGCGAUUGCGCGAGAAGAAUCAGGCGGCUAUUGGGUAAAUAUCGUGGGCGAUUUAUACGUGGGUCGAGAUCUCUCGAUCCGAAACGGCGCGCCGUCUCCGUCUCCUGGUACGAGCCUCUCGACCGUUGAAGAGUGAAGUAUCGAAAUUCGAGUUUCCCUCGGCUUGAGAAAGCCCAAUGAGAAAACGCAAAUUGCGCGUCGUCGCUCGCUUUCUCGUUCCAAAAUCUUAGAUCGUAGUGCAGCUCUUUUUAACACUUCGGCGCCGAGCGAGUCGUACUUUCACGGCGGCUCAUUUAGUCGAGGUAUUUAUAUUAAAAAAAAAUAAUUUAGAGAGAGAGAGAGAGAGAGAAGAAGCUAUUUUAAGCGAACCGCGCGUCGUCACGCGGAUUAAUUCUUUAAUCGAUUGUACGAAUUGGAAAGUGCGGUUUUUGAAGUUAAUUAGCGGUACCUUAUAUCUCACGAAGUCGACAGUUAUACGGAGGAGGAUUAAAGGAAGUUGAAGGAGGAGGAAGAGAGAGAAGAAGAAGGAGAAGAAGGAGAAGGAGGAAGAGGCAGUUAUAUAUAGAAUUUUCGAGGUCAGCGUGCAAAGUGCGCGAUCACCGAAAUCGACGUACAAUUUGGUUUAUGAUCGCCAACACGGCGCGAGAGAUGAUUGCGUGGGAAGCGAUCGGGAUCGCGUGGAUCCUUAUAGGUCGAGGAAACGAGGACGAGGUGCUGCCUGCUGGCUGACUGGCUGGUUGACUGGUUAGCUGGCUGGUUGGUUUGGUCCGUGUGAAGUUCUGUGAAAGGGUGCGCGCUAAUUGCGAAAACCAGGUAGCCCGGCACGAUAUUCGUUAACACGCUUAGAUGACGCGACGGCCUCGAUUGUUCUACUGUCGAAUCGUGUUCCGUGCAACGUCUCAUAGCGCUCAAUAGAAAAUCCCGCCGUCGACGCGCCUCAACGGAAAAAUUGAUAAUCGAGACGCGCGGAAUGAAUAAAAUUGGCGGUGUCGAUGCCCCAACGGUAAUUGUGGUAGCGGCGUGAACUUGGCGCAUUCCUGCGAGAACACGCGUGGAGAAUUGAAUCGACGCCCGAGCGGAAAAUUAGUCGGCAUGAUGAAUGACGGAGGCCGUGAGCGGCUCGCGAAUUCGGCGCGAAUCUACGAUAAUCGAGAAACUGCGCGUGUGACGUCAGAAUUUCACGGAGGUGCAGGAGCGAGUGUGCGAGGGAUUCGAUAGAGACGCCCUGGUGUUAAAAUCAAUCGAGUUAAACGCGCGAAUUAAUCGCGCAGAAAAUCCCAUCGCCGCUCGUGCGCGCGAACGGUACGUUGAUUAUAAAUUUAAAUUCGCAGUGAGAUCAGAGAACUAACGUCCGACGUCAUCCUCUUUGGACACACACACGUGGGAAAUUUAGCCGCUUGAUUGGAAAACUAAUCGCAGUUCAUUAUACGCCAAGGGACUGUCGUGGUGUGUCGUAUUCCCUUGACGUCACGCGUAGAAGGUGUAAUUUUCGCUCGGAUGCGAGGCAAAUCGAGGUGAUCGAACGUAACGCGGCUCGAUCGCGUAGGAAAUUCACGUAACGCCGGGUCGGAAAAAUUACAGCGUAUCCAAGAGAAUAUAUCUAAAAAAUAUAAUCUUAUCCUUACAAGCGUAGGGUGCAAGACUGGCGAGUGAGAAAAAAGAAGUCGGGAUUAUAAGUGAAGGAUUAGGAGUCGCGUUCGCGGAAAAUUGAAGAACCAUCUCGUGUCGCCGCUCCGUUUUUCACGACAGUCGCGUGUUUCCAGUCGCGGGAACCUCGACUGUGAGCCGACAGUGUGCGGUUACUGCGUGCACGUGCGUGAGAGGAGAGAAAUAAAUCGCGAUCGAGUUACGCGCGCAUCCUCGUCACCAUCAUGGUGGUGUCGCAUCGCGAGCCCAGCAUAUCGUCCAACAUACGGGCGAUCAUCGAGCAGUUGAACCUGAACCCGGUGGAGAGGAGGCGGCUGAUCGACAAGACCAGGCAAGAGACCACGCGAUGCAGGAGCUACCCGGACGGAAUCGUGGUGGCGGAAUCGCCGCCGAAGAUCACCAUCGGCGUUUAUGGCUGCAAGGAUCGGAACGAGUUCGCGCUACCCGGCCCGAUCAAGCCCGCUCGCAAGAUCGACGAGCGAUCCAGAUCGAAGGCGGAAACGCGACAGCGAUUUCCCGCACAGCUGAAGAAGGAAACGCGCGCGGAACGCGCGAACGAGGACAAGGUUGAGCGCCAGCCGUUGGUGUCGAUUGGAUCCCUUAAGGACGAGAGUCGCGCGAGAUCGGCGACGCCAGCGACGAUGACGAUGACGACGACGACGAACCCGGCUCCGAAAGGUCAACGGAUGAUUAAGAGGGAGCGAGUCGACUCGACGAUCGAGGACAAGGUCGCGGACGCAUCGGCGGUGUCGAUCAGGCCAUUGUACAAGAUCGAAGAUCGCCCGAGAUCGAAGCAGCCAGAUACGGCGAACAGGAUCCCCCGAGCUACGAAGGAACGGACUCGCGCCGAGGACACGGUCGAGAUUACUACGAGAACUCCGAAGGACGCGGUCGAUCGAACCGUUCCGGUGGCCAAGGAGGAUUUACCACAACUAGAAAGCGCAAGUUUGAACCACACCGCGGCGCAUCAUCGGAUCUCGGUGCGUCCGAAGAACCGACGACCGCCACGACGUACCACACCGACGCCGACGACUGCGGCUAACGUCGUCCUCUCCAGCUCCCCGUCGAUACCGCCGACCAUUGCCGAGGACACCCUAGACAGCUUGGAGCAGCAGCAGCAGCAGCAACAGCAACAGCAGCAGCAACAGCAGCAGCAGCAAUCGACCAGCAACACGUCGACGCCGACGGAACCCAAGACCAUCGGCGUGACCAGGAAAUCGUCCAGUCGAUUGUCACGCAACUCCGACAUCUUCGAGGAGCUGGAGUCCAGACUGCCCAGGAAGCCGAGCGCGACCUCCUUGUCGCCAGACAGUCUGGACGCCACGACGGUGUCAAGGAGCAGCGUAGAAGCGGCCGAGGAGCAAACGACGUCGCCAACGACGACGACGACAGAGGUGGUCGUCAGGUCGGUCGUCAGGAGACCGUCCAAUCGGAUAUCCAAAGGCUCUUCGGACGUGUUCGAAGAACUGGAAGCAAAACUGCCACGUAGCCGACGGUCGUCAUCGAAUCGUCUGUCCAAGUCACCGGACAGUCUGGAUUCGGCGCCAUGGUUCUCCAAGUCUACCGAGGGCUUCGACAAGUACGAGGAGGUAGAGUGUGAGGAAUCAUCGUCGAGACCGGUAGCGGCGGUCAGGAGGCUGCUGCUGCUGAACCCGAUCUCCAAGUCCACCGAUCGUGUCUCGAAGUCAUCGGACAGCUUGGAGGCGAUCGAACCUCUGGUCAGCGACGACUCGAUCGAGCGCAGACGUAGCAGUUUCGAGUUUCGAGCGCGCAGGACCUCGAAGGCGAUGUCCAAGUCGUCGGAGAACUUUGAGGUGCUCGAGCUGCGGGAGCAGAGCGGCUGUGCGAGCGAAGAGGUGGUGGUGAUCGGUCAGGAGCUGCAGAAGCGCAGCAGCGUUUCUGACAUCAAUCUAUCGCGAGGUAGGAGACUUUCCAAAAGCAUCUCUAAGUCGUCCGAGAGCUUCGAGCGGAUCGACAUGAGCGAGACGAAGAAUGUCGAGACGGAGGUGACGUUGGACGACGUCUCGAAGGGGUGUUGCCGACGAUCUAGCAAGAGAAUGUCCUCCGAGAGUUCGGACAAUCUAGACGUGGAGGACAGGCUAGAGAACAGGAGGGUGCGAAGAACCAGGGUACCAAGCAGCGGUAUAGUGGACGUAGUGGUAACCGGGGACGAUCGUGACGGAGAGAGGCGGCCAACUCCUACCAGGAAGCCGCCGAGGCUUCAGAAAUCCUCCGAGAGCUCGGAGCUUGGUAGCACGGACACCUUAGAUUCGGAAAGGAGGAACAAGUCCUCGGAGAGCACUGAGACAUUGGACAGUCUAGAGAAGGAUUUGGAGCAGGACAGGAAGGACGAGGAGAUCACGGACAGCGUGGUGGAGAGACGCGAGAAAAAUGACUCUUGGUCCAGCAGGAAUGUAGCCACGACCGACUCUGAUCAGACAUCGAUGGCAGACGACACAGAAGACUCCAAGUCGCUCAUCACAGCUGAUAAGUAUUACUGGCGUCAGUCCUCUGAACCUAAGGAGAACCUGGGUAUACAUCAGUUGCUGGCCAUCACGAUAGUCACCAGGAUGGCUGACAACGGUAAUAAUCAGCGCAGUUCCGUGAUUUACCCGAAGAAGAAGCAGCAGAUGAGCACGUCGCAGCCGACCUCGCCGGUUGCCAAGCAAGAGGACACGAAGAUGCUGUUCGACAAUCUCCUGGUCGGCAAGAACGACGAGGAUCUGCAGAACAUGCUCAACGGAAACAUAUCAGAGGUGUCCACCGAUACCAAGAGCUUUAAAGAGAAGCUGAUUAUGUUUGAGAAGCUCGGAAAAUGAGCGCGGAACAAUAAAACGACGAUAUAGGAGUCGUCCUUGAUGAAAUCUUCCCUUUUCAGUUCGUGGGCACGUUCCGAUAACAAAACUUAAGGCAGAAAAGGCGUCGUCGGAAACGUAAAGAGAUAAACGAUCUCGUUUAGCGAUUGAUAAUAUACAUAUUGUAGAAUAUACACGAUCAGGGUGUUCUCGCAUGUUGAAGCACUCGAUCGUGCAAGAGACGAACAAAGUAAAGAGGAAUUAAAGAAUAAUUCGCGGAUAACCGUUCCACGUGAAGGGCCGAGCCGGUUCGAUCGUUCAUCCGCGGAGCUGAAGAUUCAAGACAGGAAGCGAUAAGCGAGUUUAAGGAGUAGUAGUACGGAUAAAAGUAGAAAAUGAGGUGUGACCUCAUAUAGAUAUCGGUCUACAGACGGCUAUAAUUCGGAAAUACCAAAUGAGAGUUUGGUAUUUAGAUCAUUUGAUAAAAUUAUUCGCUCGCGUGUGUUAGUCGAUGUAACGUCGCGUAAGUAAGUGAAUAAAUAAGUAGUAAGAAGGACAGAGACGCUAGUAAGAGCCGUCGCUAAAUGUAGGACGCGAUAUAUAUUGGGGAAUAUUCAAUACUAAAUAUAUCAUGGAAGGGUCGGCUCUCUCAUUGGGUUCGAUGAUUACCACACAAUAUCCCACGCGUAUGUCGAAAAUCUAGAAAUAAAGUACCGGUGAAUGUAUGUUACAUUGUUGAACAAUUUAAUCCUCCCGUUAUUAGAUUUCAGUUAUCGCACUCCAUAUCUGGCGACGAAUCUUUUACUAGUUAUCGUGUCUUCCUUACUAAUUAUUUAUCUUUAGAGUCUUUACAAAAUCUUUGAAUAAAUAAGUAAAUGUCGUAACGCCGCGAUGUACCUAUACGGUUUGAUUCGAGGAGAGAUCGAAAUAACAAUUUCGAGACGUGAUGAUUCACGUCGAUGAUGAUAUCCGACUACGUUUCGUUGCGCAUUGAUUGAAAAGUGAAAUAUCGUUCGGGCGCCGAAUUUCAGAAGAGAGAAAAAGAGAGAAAAGAUCAUCAUUCCUGCUCAUGCGGCGAUAUUUUGUUUUUUUCUUCCAAUUCUCGUGUUUUUCCCUACACAUGAAAAAUUUACGCUCCGUUGUUGAGAUUAUGUACACGAUCGCGUACGAUGCGAUUGUCACGGACGACGCGCGUAUAUAUGUAUAUCCUCGUAGGAUCUUUAUCGUUACUCGAAGAUAGCUGUACAGUAGUUUAGCGGACGUGUGAUCCUUGCCCGUGGCACAUUUACAAAUACCGUGUAUUAUCUCAUCGUGUAAAUACGAAGAAGGAUAUGAGUGCGGAAUCUUACUAUGAUGCAGAGAAAAAAAAAUAUAUAUAUACAUAUAUACACACAUAUAUCACUAGUAGUAAUUUGGUAAGUAUAGAAGAGACACGAGAGACAUAGAACUGUGUAGUUGGUUGCACGACGUUUCAUACACAUUUUUUCUAACGAUGUCAGAAAAAGCGCUUCAAAUUGUCACGGUUGCGAAUCACUGCCCACGUAGUACGUUGCUUACGUAACAAUCAGGCAAGAGCUGAAGUGACGACACACACAAUGUAAAUAUUGAUCCUUGUUAUAUUCUUAUCUAAUAGAUAAAGUGAUAAUAAAUAUACUUGAGUUUUUCCUGAAGUUUUCCGUUGUAACUGAAAUAUUGAAUAUCUCGUUAUAUUGUCACCUCAACUUCCGUCAUAACUGACUGCCGUGGAAGCCCGUCGGUAGUGGUAUAUAAUGACUGCUCGGAGCGCUCCUAACUUUCUUAGAAGAGAUGUAUCCGAACUGUUCUGCAGCCGACUACACAACGAUCGGUCUUAAUGUAUCAGCAAGAGAUGUUAACGUUAUGUUGUUUCCAAGAAACGUGCAGAUGUAUUUUCGAUGCUCACGAGGAUCCCAUUUAUUGUACUAGAAAGUGUAUUACCAAUUCGCCACCUAAAAAGUGUAUUUCCAAUUCGCCACCUAGUUCUAUCGUCUAUUCACGAAACGCGUAAUGUGUAAUGCAAAUUACCGUACCAUAAUAACAAAACGGACCUAUGAUUCUCCGUUUGAUGACGUAUCAUACGGGUGAUAUGAGCACCUGGCCUCAGCGUGUAAUCGAAUGCCUGCGAGAGAUCGUGAUCGGGAGAACGAUUUAUAAAAGAGAAAAUGAUGAAACUGUCGACGGUGUGAAACGCUAAUGAUUCUACCCCAAACUAUUCGCCGUCUUUCUCGAUUCUCCGAGACGUGAACCGCGCUACCACUACCAUAGCAUAUCGUCUUGUAACUCGUCGAAUUUCGCGGGGGGGAAGAGAGAUUUUUGUAGCCUUUCAAGUGCCUUACCGAAAUCAAUUGAGUAGACCGAAUGGAAGCACGUCGGCUGUAGGUAGGACACAGGCGGGAAUGUUAUCACCUUCAAUCUUCUCCCUUUUAGUUGUCUAGAUAAUAAAUGUAUCGUUUCGGAUUCCGAAAACGUCGCAGAGAGAUCGUUUCUUAGAGAGUAAAUAGAAAAAAAAACUGAAUUUAAUCACGUCACUGUAAUAUGUAAUGUUAUACAUAAUUAACAGGAAAAUUCUACAUACAAUCACCCACCUACCCACCCACUUACACAGACAAACAGCAGACAGGCAUACAUGUACACACAGGAUUACAGAUACAUACAUAUUUACACGCAGAACAGAUUUCUCUUCCGUUGAUGUAAAUAAAGCUGCCAUCGCAAUUACGAUUCGA
Molecule: messenger RNA, 7634 nt
Organism: Odontomachus brunneus
Lineage: Eukaryota; Metazoa; Arthropoda; Insecta; Hymenoptera; Formicidae
Product: ataxin-2 homolog
Exons: 7
Coding region: 2323-4917 (864 amino acids)
Source: RefSeq, a predicted model, not a curated record